This is a messenger RNA of Daphnia magna, 7588 nucleotides long. RefSeq lists its product as uncharacterized. Lineage: Eukaryota; Metazoa; Arthropoda; Branchiopoda; Diplostraca; Daphniidae. The record is from RefSeq and is a predicted model, not a curated record.
GACUCCACCUGGGAGGAGAAGAAGAAGCGAAGAGAGCAGCAGCAGCGGAGCAUAGGAUAGCCGAACCAACUUAUUACCCUCACCGAGUUCCAAGUGAAAAGAAGCACACAAAAACCCGCCGCGCCGUCGCGCCCGUUCUCCUCCGUGUUCGUUCAUCGUCCAUUGCCAAUUGGCCAACAAAGUUGCACAUUUUAGCUCGAAAAACGAAUUCAUUUCGUUGCUGUUCAUCGGCCGCAGCGUUUCAGUUUGUUUCUCAAUUCGUAGCCAAUUUUUGUGUGUUUUGCAAUUUGAAUUUGUGCAAACGAGUGACGUCGUCGCACGUUUUUUUGGGUUUUCUUUUUACCUUUGGAUGUACGACAGGUCGUCACGAUGACAGCGCAGGUUCUUGAAUAGAAGAAGAAGGAAAUCAAACAAUACACAAAAGAGGAUCCAAUUGGCUUCUACAUCUUCUUAUGGACAAGUCCUUGGAGUCGUGAACGAACUCGACGUCUCGGACAUUCGAGCACGUCUUGCGGGCACACGGGAACAUGACCACCUUCGCAACGACGGCCACUAAGACCAACCAGCCGCUUCAACUCUUCACGAUGUUCCCGCCCGGCGGAGCGUCGACUUUGAAGGGUUUCACAGCGCCAGCGUUUGGAGCGGCAGCAACGACAGGUGCAUCGUCUGCGGAUCGCCAUCAAUUUCGUGCUGGCCAAUCUCAACACGGCGAAGAGGACGCAGGAUCAGGUGCCAAUCCAAUGCUACCAGUCUUCAUGGUGGACGGCCCUACCCCUCCAGUGAGGCCGGUCAGGCACGUCCAGCACGCGAGCCAAUGGGCGGAAUCGAAAACGACAGUGGCGCCCGGGCUGAUUGUCCGAUCGACUACGGCCACCGUCAGCACGAGCCAGUGGAGCGAAUAUUCAACAACUUUGACCGAGGGGCUCUUUCAAGGCCAAAGUUCCAGCACUCAGUUCCAGACGGUACGCAACAGCACCACCCAGUCCACAACUGGAGCAGCGUCCAAUCCAACGCUAAUGUCUUCGGCUCAAUACCUGGACGACUUACAGUUACCGACGCAACAGCUGGACCUGGCAGCCCAGUUGGGUAAAGGAUCGAUCGCCCGGAAGGGAUCGCUGGGCGGAAGGAGGCCGCCCACUGUCCGAUAUCGUCGAGUUAACAGUCAAGGAUCGCUGCCGUACGAGCAACAACAUCAGCUGUUGCAACAACAAGAAGUCGUUGCAGCGGCACCUUCUACGGCACUGUCCGUCCCAACGACGAACGGAACGGAUCCCAUCCGCAGCGGUAAAAAUAGAACACCUCCGCCUCGACCUCCGCCGCCAAAGUUCCAGCAGAAACCGCUGGAACAACAAAGCGCAAUGUUACCAGCUCCAGUCAUUCCGACUUUAGCGCCACCGGCCACCGACUGGAACAGCAGUCGAUCCGGCACUCCGCCUUCUCUUCCGGCCAACAGCCCACCACCUCUUCCCGAUCGGGAAGACUUGGAUUUCGUCAUGGAUGAAGGGUCCUCUUCCGCUUCCGAGUCUUCGUCCACUCCACAUCCGGGCAUGACGGAUGUCGUUGAAAUCAACGACAAGGAGUCGGUUGGAGAGGACGGCGAAGUUGUUCGAAGACGGACCAUCAUCACGUUAGGCCCGCGAACGGUUGGCGGAUCUCCAUCCGCCGCUGGUGGAUCUUCCAGUAGCAUCAACAUCACUUUGCUCAACGGCGGGCCAGUCACAUCCAGUCCGUCGAGCGAUUUGCUUGCGACCAAAGCGAAACCUGUGACGGAACAGGCCGUUUCGAGCACAACGCUGGACGAAACGCACCGCUCCAAUGCUCGGGCCAGCGCUUUCAAUGCCCGUCGAACCAUCGAGCAACGACGUCAGCAACAGCAGCAAGAAGAAGAGCAGGAAAUGCAAGAACCGGAACGUUCAGAACCGGCGGCGACCAAUGUCAAGACCCUACCGGCGUCGACGUACCUUUAUGGCGAAAGGGGCAGUCCGGCCUCCAGUUUCGGGGGUUCAUCGUUGCGAACCAUGUCGAUCUCGAUGUCGUUCGACGAUCUCGACGAGUCGAAUAGCAACGCGUCCAUCACGGAACAGCAACGUCGAUCGGGCGGCCGGAACAGGUCGGAAGCGUGGUACGAACGCCGCCAAUCGUACGGAUUCGAAGCGGCCGAUAAGCUUCAGAGUUUGCUCAACACUUCCGGCAGUUCGGAUGUGCCUUCCAUCACUGGAACGGCCGUCAGUCGCUCCUGUGACAGCCUCUGCUCCACCGUCCGUUCGACGUCCAGCGCCAUCGAGAAAAUGAUUCCGCCAUGGAUCAAGAAUCCAUCGCCCAAACAGGCGGAAGAGGAGACGGGCAAAUCGCCCAGCGGAUCGUCCCGUCUCUCGUAUUUCGAGCAAUCGAUGGACGAUGUGUCCGCUGAUGACGAGUCGGAAGAUAACCGGAUGAAGACGAAAGACGCGCCUUCAUCCGCGACGGCUGAUCGCAAACCUGAUGGCCAGCCGAGACGGACGCCUACGCCGACUUCCAUCCAGCGCUCGGAGAGCAGCCGCUCGGCCACCAAUGUGCUGGAAGAGGCGGAACCGAUUUGGCUGCGAGAUUUGAGAAUCCGGCGGAGUCUGCGCGAUGGACGCCGGAAACCGCCCGUCAUCAAGUCUCCACCCCCGAUGGAAACGCCCAUUUGGCUGGGCGUUAAACUCCGUCCUACCGGACUUUCUCUCGUCGAUCCGGAUCCUUCCGUCGGACCCGCUUCCUCCACUUGCAACUUACCAUCCCCUACCAAACCGCAUCACUACACGCCCAUAUUCACGUUCACUAACACCGGAACGAGCAGCAAGAUCCAGCAGCACUUGCGCAACUCCCGCGAAAACCUUCUGGCCAGUUGCAGCAGCUCUGCGGAGCGGACACCGGAAUCGAACCGCAGGAAAUCGGAAGAAAGGCAAGCGGCCGUGACGAGCACGUUCUCCGCUUCGAGCAUCGCGUCUUCCAGCGAAUCCAAAGAAGAAACGGCCCAGACGGUCAUCGAAUCCAGUCACAGCAACAACACGACCACGUUCCGCUUGGUGCCGGCCAAGUCCAGCCAGAAAGCGGCGUCCAGUUCGAUUGUGAUCGUCAACUCGUCGAGGGAGAGUUUGCACAGCGUCGGCACGGUGGAUUCGUCCUCGUCGUUUACGUGCGAAACGGCGUCCAGCAGUAAAUUGAAUCAUCACAGAUCCAUCGAAUUGAUGCGGAUGCUGGAAGAGACGCCCCUGGUGUCUACUAACGGCGUUCCGCUGCGACACGAUCGAACGGAUUCGGCCUCCGCCGUCAACACGGAAACGGGUUCCGUUUAUUCGAUGGGCGACUGGACGGAAUCCAGCUCGGCCGUCGCAUCCGUCAAGAAUUCCAACGAGGAUCUGACGCAAAUGAAUCAAUCGGAAGGCCAGCGGAAGGCCAAAAAAGUGGCCUUCGGCGCCGACGUCAAGGAGGAGAGCGAUCAGAAGAGGUCGAGACCUCGGCGGAUACGUUCCAGGAGCCCGGAAUCGCGUCUCCGCGAAUGGCAGGAGAGAUUGGAGGAGGUCAAAUCGACCGUUAUCCACCACCACCAAGCCGGGGCUGUCCAUCAGCCGACCGAGUUUGGAACAGGAAUGAAUCCGACGGCAUCCGGCAGCGGUUUGCCGCUGCGGCGGUUCGGUGACGACAUCAAAAAUCUUCCGGAAUCGAAUACGCAGACGAACAGCUCGACCGCGACGUCUUCCACGACGAGCGACACGUUCCGCUCUUUACUGCAGCCGAGGAAACCCUACGCCAUUGUCCCUCCGGCUGGCAAUCCAGCUGUUCCAGUGAAGGAAUCGGUGAUCGUCGACAGCUGUCCGCCCAUGAUGAAAGCUUAUUCUACGUCAUCUUCGGUAGAAAUUCCGGUGUCCAGGCCGGCACCGGUGGUCAUCCGCAAUGGAAUCGUCAAUUUCGAUUCGUCCGUGGAGCGGAAGAUCGUCAUUUUGGAGGAAAAGGAAACAAUUCCGGCUCCGAAAAGCAUCUUGAAAAAGAGGAGCGUUGAGAAUUUGCUGGACAUUGAGCGGAACACCAACGAGCCUGUAGUUAAGCCGGCCGUUAUUGCAGUUACUCAGGCAGCGGUCAUUCCGGUUCUGAUGACGGCCAGUCAAUCCGUUCAUUCCGGAAUUACCGUUUCUAUGACCAAUCAGAAGAAAGAACCUCCGCCGGAGCACCAGGAAAUCCUACCGUGGCGGAUUCAUUUGAAGCACGUGGAACAACCGCCAACGAUACACUCGAUUCCGGUGCAGCAACAGCCAGAGCCGGAAGCCACCGCGCCUCCGUGGAGGAUGGAUAUCAACCGGAAGAAGACUCCGCCGUUUGUGGCCAGAGCUCCGACGCCGGACAAUUUUUUCUCGCGCGGAAGAUCGCCGUGUUCCACGACAUCCGAGUCUUCAACGGCCACCAUUCCGGGCAUGUCGGCGGCCGAGCUGAUCCGCAAUCUCCGCCCCAACCCCGUCAUGAUGGUGGCUCGUUGCCAAGUCAAAGAAUCCGUCUUCCGGCCAACAGUUUCCACGGAUCUGGAACCGGAGACGAUCAUUUUGCCGUUGGAAUCGGAUCCUUCAUCCGUCAGGGCUGACCACGGCUACCAUUCCCUAGAGCCGGAAGCGGAAUCCAGCGCCAUCAAGAGGCAGCAAUCGUCUUCCGUUCGGCAGCAGACGACGGUGGAUGAAACGAGAACAAUCGACGAGACAAUUGCGCAGCUUAACGAAACCAUCGAAGAGAUCCGUUCGCUCGACGUCGUCCGCCCGGAAGCGGAAUUCGAACGAAACGGCACCAAUUCAACUCCGACCGUUCAGGCUCCUGUCUGUGCCGCCAAAAUGGAGAUCGGCAAUCCGUCGGCCAGCAGCAGUCCUUACCCCAUCAAAAUAGAUAAGCCGAGUGCCUUUUAUCCAGCACUUCCGCAUUCCAAGAGCGGUUCCAAAAUUCCGGAAAAUCGGUUCAUCGUUCGCGAAAUCCGACCUUCUGGCAGUGUCCAGGAGGCUCGUACUUUCUUCCAGUCGACGGCAUCCGGCGAAACGACGCACCAUCGUUCAACAGUGGCUUCGAAUCGCCGUGAUUCAGCGGAUGGCGGCCGACUCGCGGAAGCGCCUGAAAUCAAAGCGACUAAUCAUCAGCUGCAGCGAUUGCGGGAAACCACCAAGCUACUGGCGGAAGGGCAUCCGCAGCUGCGGGCGGAGUUGGCCGUCAAUGCCAGACUGAACCAACCGAACGAAACCAACCCUAACGUGGGCCGCCACAUCAACCAAAAUGGCGACGCGACGACGUCGCAGAUUCCAACCAGUAAAACAAGCCCAGGGCAAAAGAGGCGGCAAUCGUUCGUGAUGACCUCGGGAGUCGAACAUCACGACGUUGAGCCAACCAUUCCCGUUGUCCAUCAUAAACCAUCCGAAUCGACCGAGUUGAGGGACACGAGCGUCGAAGAAGUGAUGAGCACGUUCGACUCAACGAUAGAAGAAGCUCUCUCGGAUAAUGACCAAUUGAGGGAUUCAAUCAUCCGCAAGAGCAGUUCCGUCAUGACGUCCACCACGUUCAGCAGCCGAUCCAGCACGGCAGCCACUCGAUUGCGGACGUCUUCUCCAAACAAAACGACGCAGUUUACGAGAGAGGAGAACACAUCGUCUUUCACGUGCAGUUCAACACCCCUGUCUUCCGGUCGAAGCAAACCGCAGCCGGCCAAGAGGUCGAAUUCGAUCGAGUUGACAUCCGGCAUGCCGGAAGAGAAGGCCGCUCUUUUGGUGCGUAAAUUCUUCGGCAAUUCCGUCAUCGAGACGAAGAUGUCGCGCAUCGCAAAGACGGAAACGAUCAUGGAAGAAUCCAGCGAGUUCGGAUGCUCUUCUUCGUUUAGCGAAGAGAAAACUCUGCUGGAAGCGGCGGUGGAAGCGUUUUCUUCUCCAUCGCCACAGCCGCCGGAAGCCUACGAAUGUGACGAUUUCUUCCAUCGUCCAUCCAGCGAAGCGGAAGGGAUGAGCACCUCGUCCUUCGGAUCGGUCCUGGACGUCAUGGACACGACGACCGAUGAUGAACGAAGCAUCCGCACCACGUCCUCCACGACGAUGACCAACACGACGCGCUACUCGAGUUGCAGCGAGCGAAGCGUCAAACUCAGCGACAUCAUCAAUCGUCCGGAUCGGCCGUCAUUGCUGGAUUCGGCCGUCUCAUCUUCAUGUGCCACUCCGGUUACGGAUGAAUUCUCUUAUGCCACUUCGGAAUCGGCUUCCAUCGCCAUUAGCGUUUCUCAGACGACAACGGACUCAUCGUCCGUGGGAUCUGACUUUUCCAGGUCGGGAUCCAGCAGCAUCCGCAGGAAUAAAACUCAACGGCAUCCAACUGUGAUCAGGAAAGAUAAGAACAGCCUUCCGGCUGUAUCUGUCAAGUCUUCGACGAGAACGCCGCCCAGCAGAAGUCGAUGCGGGGCUAGUAGUUCUCAAUCCAGGGGAGCAAAUCAUCGAUCCAGCGCGUCCGCUUCGCCAUCUACCAGCUCAACGUCGGGACUCCGGCGCCGCUCCAAUGGCAGCGGUAGCUCGAAAUCAGCUGGCGAUCCGGCGAAAGCAUCGACAUCGGCCAACAGAUCCGGCGGAAGCAAAAGCGUUCAUUGCGCACCUGUGGCGGCACCUGUUCGACCUCCGCGUACACUCCAGCAGGUCAACCAGUCAACGGAAGUGAAAAAGAGGAGCGUGCGCACGUCGAGCAGUGGCAGUACGCUCCGGAAUGCAACUGCGGCCUCAUCCGCCAAGAUCCCGACAUGUUCCGCCAGGAAAUCUCCAGGCUCUCAGGCUGAUCGUAAGACAUCGGUCAGCGCUUCGGCCGGUGGAACUCCUCUGGCCAAUAGGACGAACCGUCUAGUGACCAUCACAUCCUACAAGGGUAGGAAUUCCGCAUCAGUCAAACCGGAUGAUGCUUCGGCCGUGAGCGGAAUCAAAGUGACUCCGGUUGCAGUGGGUUCGGGACACUAUAAAAUCCGCAUGGAUCAGAGGAUUGCAGCCGCAGCUGCGGAGAAGGCUUCCAAGACGACAACUAAAAAAACCACCACAUCACAACGAUCUAAUGGAAUCAAAACGACGACAACGACGUUGGAGAAACGAUCAAACACGACAUCCAGCAGCCGAAAUACGACAGUCAAACCUGACAAAUGAUGGACCAAUCCACGUUAUAAACAAAGUAUAGUCUAAUAAAAGAAAAAUAAUAAAUUGUUUUUGUUCAGGAUCGAUGUAGUGUAUAGAUGUCGACGGUGUUGUAAUGAUCAUCAACGACCAAUUCAAGACGAAACGCUUGUCAUUAUCAAAGAUGUUGCAUAUAUAUACUAAAACAAAUCUGUGUUUUUUUUUAAAUAUGGGGAUCCUUUAAUACUUUUCUAUGCUAUAUAUGCUCUGCCCUCUUUGUUAUACAUAAUAAGUGUCGUUCUCCUCUCUUUUUCAUUCUCUUUUUCUCUCUUCCUGAAAUGAUAUGCCGUAUAUAAAGUUGUUGCAUGCGAACGUUGUAUGAUGGAUGGCGAAUUAUCUCUCUACACACACAAGAACAUCAAAGCAAACAUACAGUCGACCGGCAUGUGUAGUCGUUGAUGACAACA